AUGAGUGACACAGUAACGAUCCGGACCAGGAAGUUCAUGACCAAUUGUCUGCUCCAAAGAAAACAGAUGGUUACUGAUGUCCUUCACCCUGGGAAGGCAACAGUACCAAAGACAGAAAUUCGGGAGAAGUUAGCCAAAAUGUACAAAACCACACCAGAUGUCAUCUUUGUAUUUGGAUUCAGAACUCAUUUUGGUGGUGGGGAAACAAUUGGUUUUGACAUGAUCUAUGAUUCUCUCGAUCAUGCAAAGAAGAAUGAGUCCAAACACAGACUUGCAAGACAUGGCCUUUAUGAGAAGAAAAAGACCUCCGGAAAACAGUGA
Messenger RNA from Arvicola amphibius (Eurasian water vole), 321 nucleotides. Its product is annotated as 40S ribosomal protein S24-like. Gene Ontology annotation, cellular component: ribosome. NCBI's taxonomy places the organism in Eukaryota, Metazoa, Chordata, Mammalia, Rodentia, Cricetidae. The transcript has a single exon. Gene Ontology annotation, biological process: translation. The record is from RefSeq and is a predicted model, not a curated record. Gene Ontology annotation, molecular function: structural constituent of ribosome. Bases 1 to 321 code for a protein of 106 amino acids.